AUGACCCGCGCCACACGCUUCGCCACGGCCAUCGCGGCCUUUGGCCUCGUGUACGUGCUGCUGCUGCUGCACAUCAUGCCGCUGCCGUGGCUCGGGACAGAGGUGCGGGAUCAGAUCCUGCCUACACUGCCGUGGUGGGCGCUCGUCGCGACCGGCUCGUGGCUGCUGGGCAACGUGGGCUGGGGCCUCUGGAACUUCAACGACGUGCCCGAGGCGUACCAGGAGCUGAUGGGGGACAUCAAGGACGCGAAGGAGUAUCUGGCGAGCAAGGGCGUGGACAUAUGA
This is a messenger RNA of Tilletiopsis washingtonensis, 285 nucleotides long. Its product is annotated as dolichol-phosphate mannosyltransferase subunit 3. Gene Ontology annotation, cellular component: endoplasmic reticulum membrane; dolichol-phosphate-mannose synthase complex. The transcript is spliced from 3 exons. The coding region runs from base 1 to 285 and encodes 94 amino acids. Gene Ontology annotation, biological process: GPI anchor biosynthetic process. NCBI's taxonomy places the organism in Eukaryota, Fungi, Basidiomycota, Exobasidiomycetes, Entylomatales. The record is from RefSeq and is a predicted model, not a curated record.